AUGCGCACGGGAAUCCCCGAGGGAGCUGGCGCUGCUCUGAACAAACCCUUUUUGCUUGCUUUCUGUCCCUGGCGUUUUGGGGGCUCCUGCAAGCCCCUUUGCUGCCAGUCACGGGGGCCCCUUGCCACCCUCCUCUAUGCAAUUUGGCAUUACCGCGGCCUGCAGGCCCCGGCCCUGCAGACCUGCCUGACCUGCACCGCCUCCUUCUGCGCCGAGCACCUGCGGCCGCACCAGGACAGCCCGGCCUUCCGCGACCACCAGCUCUGCCCGCCCCUGCGCGACCUGCAGCAGCGCAAGUGUCCGCAGCACAACAAGCUCUUCGAGUUCUUCUGCAGCCAGCACGGCAGCUGCAUCUGCUCCCUCUGUCUCCUCGAGCACAAGCUGUGUCACACCAGCCCCCUGCAGCUGGCCAAAGCCAACGCCGAGGUGAGCGGCAGGGGCGGCCGGCUCUGCCCGGGGCUGCAGCACCCUCCGAGGGGCACCCCGGAGCUCCCCUUCGCUCCCCCAGGGCCUGGUGGGUCCCUGGGUGCUGGGGUCGUGGGCUGUGGAGUGCCGGGGGGAGGCUGGACCAAGACCUGGACUGUAAAUCUCGUGCCUGGCCUCGGCAAACCGUUACCCGCCCUCCGGCGUGCGCUCGAGCAUGUCUUCAGCGUCGUUCCUUGCAUUUUCCUCCUCGCUCCAAGACUGCUCCGAGGGUCUGGGAAGUCGGCGCUGAAGAAGAAACUGGUGGAGCUGCAUAAUCGGAGUGAGAGAACUGCUCGAGCGAUGACCACUCUGAAAACAAGCCAAAGCCAAACUAUUGAGACAGCUACCAGAAAGAAAGAUUUGAUCAGAAAUGAGUUUUCAGAACUUAAAGCUUUAAUUGAAGAAAGAGAAAAUCAGACCUUAAAACUAAUUGCAGAAGAAGAAAAAAGAGUUUGCAAUAAGUUUGAUUAUAUUUAUGGUGUUCUGGGAAGUAAGAAGAACGAAAUUCAGUCUCUCAGAGAUCAGAUUGAGAUGGCACUGACUGAAGGUGAUGACAUUCUGUUUUUGAAGAGAGCAGCAGCACUGCAACAAGUAUCAACAAAAGACCCUUUCAUCCCUUCAAUUGAAAUGGACCAAAACUUGAUACAUUCCACUUAUCAGUCUGCCAUUAACCUUAAAGACAUAGUGAAACUUUCAGUGACUCAGUGUAGGGAGAAAAGACCAGAAGCAAAACCAAUACCUGCGAAAACUAAGCCCCCUCCAGCAGCUUUUCCAAACAGACCCGCUGUUGGGAAAAAGCCUCCGGGACCACCACCAACCACGGGAAUAGUAAACACUGCCCCUGCCGUUUCAAGUAAAGAGCUUAUUGCCAGCUUUCUGAAGAAACCCAGAGAGGAGCUUUUGCAGUAUGCUGCUAACAUCACGCUGGAUUACAACACAGCUCAUAACAAAGUGAUUCUGUCUGAGAGGUAUACCAGGAUGUCUGUCUCGGACACCCUCAUGAAUUAUAACUACCACCCUCAGCGCUUCACCGAUUGUUCCCAAGUGCUGGGGUUCCAGUGCUUCAAGAGAGGCAUCCACUACUGGGAAGUGCAACUGCAGCAGAACAACUUCUGUGGCAUUGGCAUCUGCUACGGCAGCAUGGACCGGCAGGGGCCGGAGAGCCGCCUGGGGAGGAACAGCAGUUCUUGGUGCAUUGAGUGGUUUAAUUCCAAAAUAUCAUCCUGGCAUAAUGAUGUCGAAAAGUGCUUACCCAAUGUGAAGGCUACCAAGAUUGGUGUGCUGCUUCACUGCGAGGGUGGGUUUGUGAUUUUCAUGGCUGUUGAGGAGAAACAUAACUUGAUCUAUAAAUUCAAAACCCAGUUUACUGAAGCCUUGUACCCUGCCUUCUGGUUAUUUUCCAGCGGCACUGUUCUCUCUCUCUGCCAACUGAAACAGUAA
This is a messenger RNA of Nipponia nippon (crested ibis), 1905 nucleotides long. NCBI's taxonomy places the organism in Eukaryota, Metazoa, Chordata, Aves, Pelecaniformes, Threskiornithidae. The record is from RefSeq and is a predicted model, not a curated record.